AUGAUGCUGGUGAAAUUAUUUAAUUUCACUAGUGAAAUUGGUGAAAUUGGUGAAAUUAGUAAAAUUGAUGAAAUUGGUAAAAUUGAUAAAAUUGGUGAAAUUAGUAAAAUUAGUGAGAUUG
Cetraspora pellucida is the source of this 121-nucleotide messenger RNA. Lineage: Eukaryota; Fungi; Glomeromycota; Glomeromycetes; Diversisporales; Gigasporaceae. The record is from the annotation of a GenBank genome assembly.